CCGGGCUAAGAGCAAUGAUAAAAGAUUCUGAUACCUAAUAAGAGAAUUGAAUCAACCUCUCCCGGAAAACCCAGUCGCUCUUUACAUCAUCGGCCCCUAAACCUAAACUCUCUCACCGGCCUCAACAGUCAGCGGCUCCGGCUCACCAAGCUACCACUGAUCACCGUCCCUCGCGCUGACUCUGAAACCCUCUCACCCUUAAUCUCUCAAUUUCUCUGCUGUUGUUGUUGUCGAGUUUUCUAAGUUCUAGCAAUGGUGGAGGUGAAAGUCUCAGAGAGCAAAGACCUAACCCGAAUCGAACGAAUCGGGGCCCACUCCCACAUCCGUGGGCUCGGUCUCGACUCUGCCCUAGAACCCCGGGAAGUCUCAGAAGGCAUGGUGGGUCAAACCACCGCCCGCAAAGCUGCCGGAGUCAUAGUCCAAAUGGUCAAAGAAGGUAAAAUCGCGGGUCGGGCCGUCCUCCUCGCGGGUCAACCCGGAACCGGAAAAACUGCCAUAGCCAUGGGUAUGGCCAAGUCAAUAGGACUCGAAACCCCAUUUGCCAUGCUGGCAGGUAGUGAGCUUUUCUCUUUAGAAAUGUCCAAAACAGAAGCUUUAAUGCAAGCAUUUAGGAAAGCAAUUGGUGUUAGAAUAAAAGAAGAAACCGAAGUGAUUGAAGGAGAAGUGGUGGAGAUCCAAAUCGAUCGCCCUGCGGUGGCCGGAGCCGCCUCGAAAACCGGGAAGUUGACUUUGAAGACUACCGAGAUGGAGACUGUGUAUGAUUUAGGAGCUAAAAUGAUUGAAGCUUUAGGGAAAGACAAAGUACAAAGUGGUGAUGUGAUUGCUAUCGAUAAGGCUUCCGGAAAGAUCACAAAACUCGGGAGAUCGUUUGCGAGGUCUCGAGAUUACGAUGCCAUGGGCCCACAAACGAAAUUCGUUCAGUGUCCGGAUGGCGAGUUGCAGAAGAGGAAAGAAGUUGUUCAUUGUGUUACACUUCAUGAAAUCGAUGUUAUCAAUAGCAGGACACAAGGGUUUCUUGCACUUUUUACCGGUGACACAGGCGAGAUACGCGCCGAAGUCCGUGAACAAAUCGAUACAAAAGUCGCAGAGUGGCGAGAGGAAGGAAAGGCCGAGAUCGUGCCAGGUGUCCUCUUCAUAGACGAAGUCCACAUGCUCGACAUCGAAUGUUUCUCUUUCCUAAAUCGUGCUUUAGAAAAUGACAUGGCGCCGAUUCUGGUUGUUGCAACAAACCGAGGGAUCACAACGAUUCGUGGGACCAAUUACAAAUCGCCACAUGGGAUUCCGAUUGAUUUUUUGGAUCGGCUUUUGAUAAUUUCUACACAGCCGUAUACGGAAGAGGAUAUCCGGAAGAUUCUAGAUAUAAGGUGUGGGGAGGAGGAUGUUGAUGUGGCGGAAGAUGCUAAGGUUUUGUUGACUAAAAUUGGGGUGGAGACGAGUUUAAGGUAUGCGAUAAAUUUGAUAACAUCGGCUGCUUUGGCUUGUCAAAAGAGGAAAGGGAAGGUGGUGGAGAUGGAGGAUGUGAGUAGGGUUUAUGAGUUGUUUUGGGAUGUGAAGAGAUCGACUCAGUAUUUGAUGGAGUAUCAGAGUCAAUAUAUGUUUAGUGAUGCAACUGAGGAAGAUGAUGUUAACAUGAUGGUUUGAUUCUGAUUCCGAUUGUUGAAUUUUGUGAGUAUUUAUGGUCUAAAUUUCCUGUUGUGAACAAUAGCACUUCUUUAUCUUCAAAUUUAGUAGAGUAUGGGAUAUGCUUCAUUAUUUAAGAGUGAAUUAUAUUUUUGGUUAAAAA
Lactuca virosa is the source of this 1783-nucleotide messenger RNA. The record is from the annotation of a GenBank genome assembly. Lineage: Eukaryota; Viridiplantae; Streptophyta; Magnoliopsida; Asterales; Asteraceae.